Molecule: messenger RNA, 999 nt
Organism: Vollenhovia emeryi
Lineage: Eukaryota; Metazoa; Arthropoda; Insecta; Hymenoptera; Formicidae
Gene: Membrin
Product: Golgi SNAP receptor complex member 2
Exons: 2
Coding region: 116-754 (212 amino acids)
Biological process (GO): vesicle-mediated transport; vesicle fusion
Cellular component (GO): late endosome membrane; endoplasmic reticulum membrane; ER to Golgi transport vesicle membrane
Molecular function (GO): SNARE binding; SNAP receptor activity
Source: RefSeq, a predicted model, not a curated record
ACGUCAUUCGAGUGCAAUUGAAUGUGAAUGUUGCGUCUUGUACGCACGACGAAAUUAUUUGUAUUAGCGACAGACUAGUAGGCAAGAUUGGGCAAGAUCUCUUUAUGAGGAGAAAAUGGAGACGUUGUACCACCAGACCAACAAAUUAAUACAGGAGACGCAGCACAUUUUCUCGCAGCUCGAGAGAAAGACGUCCGAUGCGGAUCUGCAGGAGGUGAAGCAGGCUAUCGAGGAGAAAAUCAGUCUUGUCAACAGCAAUUGUGAGCGACUCGACGUGCUAUGCCUCAAGGGUCCGGUGUCGCAGAGGCAGAACAACAGAAUGCGAGUGGACCAGCUCAAGUACGACAGUCGUCAUCUCAGCGCCGCCUUAAACUCCUGGUCCAACCGCGUGAUGCGGCAACAGAGGGAGGAGGCGGAGAGGGAGGCCCUACUCGCCAGGAAAUUCACCACCAACGACCACGUAGACAUUUUCAUCGAUCACACUGCGCAGCAUAAUAACAGCUUGCACAAUGCCGUCCAUGGCAUAGAUGAUCUGUUGUACCAGGGCAGCAGCGUCCUAGACAACUUGAGGUCUCAGAGAAUAACGCUCAAGGGUGCCCAUAAACGCUUGAUAGACAUUGGCAAUACCCUCGGUCUCUCCAACACUACUAUGAGGCUCAUAGAGCAACGAGCCAAGCAGGACGGAUUUAUUUUAAUCGCCGGUAUCACUUUCACUUGCAUAGUCAUUGUUCUGGUCAUUGUUUACCUCGCUUAGACAUUCCAAUCGUUAAAUUAUAGAUACCAAGACGAACGCAAUUUGGCCAAUAUUAUUUAUAUUAUAUUUCACACUAAGAUACAAUAUAGUUUGUAUAUUUUAUCGUAGAGGCAACGUUUCUAUUUAUUGUACACUUGUAUCUAGUAACGAUAAUCGAAUACUUUUAAUGGUGAAGAGUAUGGAAGGAGUCGUGUAAUAAUUUUAAGUAUGCAAUUUAUACUGUACAAUAUAAAUACUCCGCAGAU